This is a messenger RNA of Galeopterus variegatus (Sunda flying lemur), 3476 nucleotides long. It is a transcript of the gene MTRF1L, whose product is annotated as mitochondrial translational release factor 1-like. Gene Ontology annotation, molecular function: translation release factor activity. Gene Ontology annotation, biological process: translational termination. Bases 78 to 1220 code for a protein of 380 amino acids. The record is from RefSeq and is a predicted model, not a curated record. Lineage: Eukaryota; Metazoa; Chordata; Mammalia; Dermoptera; Cynocephalidae. The transcript has 7 exons.
AAACCUCGGGUGGCGUCGCGAGACCUGCUCUGUCGGCACUUCCGGUCCAAGUCAGGCUCCGCGGUCUCAGCCUGGUGAUGCGGUCCAGGCUUCUGUGGGGCGCUGCCCGAUGUCUCUGGGCCCGUCCGGCUAUUGGCCCGGCUCGUCGGCCCAUUAGUUGCGGUAGCCCGCCGCUGGAGGAGCUGUUCGCCCACGGCGGGCUCUUGCGGACCUUCCUUGAGCGCCAGGCAGGAUCUGAAGCCCAGUUGCAUGAGAGGGGGCCUGAGUUGGUGGCGGUGGCCAGACUGCUGAGCGAGAAGGAGCAGGAGCUGCAGGAGACCCAGCGCUUGCUGCACGAUAACAAUGAAGAUUUAAGGAAACUUGCAGAGAAUGAAAUAACUUUGUGUCAAAAAGAAAUAACUCAGUUGAAGCAUCAGAUUAUCUUACUUUUGAUUCCCUCAGAAGAAACAGAUGAAAGUGAUUUGAUCGUGGAGGUAACUGCAGGAGUUGGGGGUCAGGAGGCAAUGUUGUUUACUUCAGAGAUAUUUGAUAUGUAUCAGCAAUAUGCUGCAUUUAAAAGAUGGCAUUUUGAAACCCUGGAGUAUUUUCCAAGCGAAAUAGGUGGUCUUAGACAUGCAUCUGCCAGCAUUGGGGGUUCAGCAGCCUAUAAGCACAUGAAAUUUGAAGGAGGUGUGCACAGAGUACAAAGAGUGCCAAAGACAGAGAAGCACGGACGCAUCCAUACUAGCACUAUGACUGUAGCAGUAUUACCCCAGCCUGCUGAGAUUAAUCUGGUGAUUAAUCCUAAAGAUUUGAGAAUUGAUACUAAGCGAGCCAGUGGAGCUGGGGGACAGCAUGUAAAUACCACGGACAGUGCUGUCCGGAUAGUUCAUCUUCCAACAGGUGUUGUUUCUGAAUGCCAACAAGAGAGAUCUCAACUGAAAAAUAGAGAGAUGGCUAUGAAAAAGCUACGUGCAAAGUUGUACAGCAUGCAUCUAGAACAAGAAACAAGUAAAAGAUACAGUGCUAGAAAGAUGCAGAUUGGAACUAAAGGAAGGUCUGAAAAAAUAAGAACAUACAAUUUUCCACAGAACCGGGUCACAGAUCACAGAAUAAACAAGUCACUGCAUGAUCCUGAAACUUUUAUGCAAGGACAUUAUCUACUGGAUGAACUUGUACAGUCAUUGAAGGACUAUGCUGAUUAUGAAUCUUUAUUAGAAAUUAUUUCCAAAAAAGUUUAAGUUGAUUUGUUAUUAAAGCCUUUUAUUGCUCAUAAAAAUUCUAUAGUAAAUCACAUUGUACGUAAGUAUUUACCAGUAUUCUCUUGAAAAACAUGAGUUAGCACAGUUGGAAGUAAUACACAUACUUUAAAGAUACAGGUAAUUUAUAUAAAUCUCUCUGAAUGUACUAGUAAAAAACAUACAAUAUAAUCAUGACUGGUUGUAAAUCCAGGACUCUUUAUUAUAAGAAGACAAAAGAAAAAUAGUCCUUUGUUAUAUAUAAAAUAGCAGGUGAUCAAAAAUUUGGUUUAACUCUCUAAGAAACUUCAAAUGUAAAUAGAAAUAUGACAGUAACUGCUGUAUUAGUAUGGUCCAGUCAGGAGACAGAAACCAUUCCAUUAAUUUGAACAGAGAUAAUUUUAAUAUAAAGAAUUUUUAACUUAUAAUGGAAUUGGCUGUUAAGAAGGGAUAAUAGAGAACUCAAAUACAGUAAAACUGAAGAAGAGAGUACCCAAGGAGAGAACACUCUUGGAAGGGGCUUCCCUUCCCCUCAGUGGAAUCCGGUCUAUUGGGUAAGGUUAGGUCAUGGCCCAUUCAGUGAUGGAAAAGUUCCCUGGGUUGCCCUGGGCCAGAGCUAGUGUGCAGUUGAUGGAUAAGGACUUGCAAACAGAGAACCUCAAACCUUCAGGGACUGGUAAGCAAGAAGCUUUCUGCCAGGGUGAAGCAAAAUUUGUUGGAUAGUAAGCCUCAGUAGGUAACUACUAGGCAUCUCCAGAGAAGCAGAACCAAUAGGGUGCAUGUGUGUGUGUGUGUGUUUAUACACAAUUUAUUAUAAGGAUUGGCUCACAUGAUUACUGAUGAGUCUAAAAUCUGCAGUGUAGGCCAGCAAGCUAGAGACCCAGGAGAGAUGAUGGUGCAGUUCCAGUUCUAAGGCAGCCUGCCAGAGAAUUCUCUCAUGCUUGGAAGAGGCCAGUCUUUUUGUUCUAUUCAGGCCUUCAAAUGAUUGGGUGAAGCCCACCUAAUUUAUGGAGGGCAAUGUGCUUUACUCAAAAGUUCACUGAUUUAAAUGUAAAUCUCAUCCAAACACACAGAAAUACCCAAAGUAAUGUUUGUCCAAAUAUCUUGGCACCCUGUGGCCCAGCCAAGUUCACACAAAAUUUCCUGCAGUGUCCUUCCACCACCCCCUAAUGAAAGCUUAAUACGGUGCUAGCUGGCAAAAGAUAAAUGUUUAAAGGUUGCUUUGGUUUUGAGCGUGUCAAAACACACACAGAUCCAGCUCCAGUAUAACAAGGUUUGGGCAAUGAAAGGUAAAUCUGUUGCUGAGUGGCAAUAAAUUUAUCUGGCACAAACACCCAUACUCAUUACCUACUUUCAAUAGUAUGUUUUCAUAUUUGCUUAGUAUUUGAAGUAAAUUACAAAUAUCAGGCCACUUCACCCUUAAAUAUUUCAGCUUGCAUUUUCAAAUGACAUUAUUCUAUUUAAGCACACACCAACAUCACACCUAACAAAAUUCAGUAAUUCCCUAAUAUCUUCAAGUACCCAAUAAUUCAGUUCCCCAGUUCUCCCCAAAAUGUGUUAUAUCUGGCUUCUUCAAUCCAGGAUCCAAUUAAGGAUUAUAUAUGGAACUUGGUUGGUGGUUAUAUUUCUUUAAGUUUCCCUUAAUCCAGAAUAGCUCUGCCACCCCCUCUCCAUUUUUUUCAUGACAUUAAAUUUUCAUUUGAGAAGAUCAGGCUACAUAUGGUGUCGUUUAACUUGUUCCUCAAGUCAUUAUUUCUUACAAAUUGGAAGUUAGGGCUUAAGACUUGGUUAGUUUUGAGUACUCCCUCCCUUUCCUGUGAUCUAGCAUUGUUGUCACUAAAAUAUAUAUUUAUAUAGGCCAGAUAUGGAUGCUGAUAUGAGCAUUACUGCUGAGAUGUAUUACUCUUAAAAAAAAAAAGGUGAGACAAAUGAAUUCACCCUGUGAAUUGAGAAUUUAUAGCUGAAAAUGAGUUUGACACUAAAGCAGUAUAAUCUUUAUCAAUAUUCUUCCAUCACAAGAUUUAAAAGCUAUUAAGUUGUUCCUUUUUCCAUGGGAAUCCUGGUUAUGCAUAGCUCUUUUCUGAGAAGACCGACACCAGAGAAUUGAGGCCUAAGAGGUAAGGAAAGCCCAGGAAUGUUUGCUUGGGAUUGCACAGCUUUAAAAGACCUUGUGGUGCUGAAAGCAACAGAGAAUAAAGAAGUAUACUUGAUAAAGAAAUUUGGAACAUUUAAUUUACUGGAUAAAGAAGUAUUAAAAGA